CCCCCCCGUUCCUCUCUAUCAGGUCCCAGGCGCAGGGGCGCCCGCCAGUUCCGGCUCCGUUCUGAGGCCCCCGCGCUGCACCCAUGAGACGCGCCGCCCGCGGCCCGGGGCCUGCCCCGCGCCGGCUCCCCGCGCCCCGCCUCCCGGCCUGGCUGCUCCUGCUCCUGCUCCCGGGGCUGCGGGCAGGCGGCGAGGCCCAGAGCCUGGACUACCAGCCGCUGUGCAGUUAUACAUGGGAAGCAAUUGAUAUAGAUAAACAUGUGCGUUAUAAAAUAAAUCCCUGUGGUGGCAUUGAAGACUGUAGUGGAUCAAGUGCAGUCUGUGCAUAUGACCUGAAUAAAAAGGUCUAUCUGUCAGUAGGUGACUCCUCUUUGAAAAGAAGUUCUCAAUCACUUCUUGAGUUCAACACGACAACGCCCUGUUCGCAGCAAGGCGCUCAACAUGUUGUUCAAAGCAACAUUAACUUCCUUUGUGGGAAGACUCUGGGAUCCCCAGAACUUGUUACUGCAACUGAGUGUGUGCACUAUUUCGAAUGGAGGACUUUUAUUGCUUGCAAGAAAGACUCAUUUAAAGCCAAGAAAGAGGUACCAUGCUACGUUUUUGAUGAUUUGAAGAAACAUGACUUGAAUCCACUGAUCAAGACUUCAGGAGGCUACUUGGUGGAUGACUCAGAUGACGAUUCCUUGUAUAUAAACGUCUGUAGAGACCUAGGAAGCUCAAGCAGCGAAACCAGAAGUUGUCCUGUGGGUAGUGCUGCAUGCUUGUUAAGUGGAGGCCAUGCUUUUGAUGUUGGCAGUCCUCAAGAACAGCUGAAACUGCGUGACAAAGACAGGCUUGUACUGAGUUAUGAGAAAACAUACAGUGAAGAAGAGAAGCCAAAUUUCUGUCUUGGCCAUAAUCCAGCAGUGACUAUUACUUUUGUGUGCCCAUCAAAGAGAAGAGGAGAGCGCACGGGUCCCAAACUCACUGCCAAGCUCAACUGCCGGUAUGAAAUUGAAUGGGUCACUGAAUAUGCCUGUCACAGGGAUUACCUGGAAAGUAGGAACUGUAGUCUGACCAGUGAACAGCAUGAUAUCUCCAUUGAUUUGACACCACUCACUCAGCAACAAAGCUAUGUCACACCAUAUAUGGCUAAAGAUGAAAAAGAAGAGUAUUACUAUUACUUAAAUAUUUGUGAGAAAACCACUGCAGGCAACUGCAAGGAUGCCACUGGAUAUGUUUCAUCUUGCCAAGUAAAGUCUCAGAGUAACCAGCAAAAAGUGGCAGGAAAAUUUAAGAACCAAACCCUCAGGUACUCUGAUGGGGAUCUCACUCUAACAUACCCAGAUGGAGAUGCAUGCAGCUCUGGCUUUCAUCGAAUGACUGUCAUAAACUUUGAGUGCAAUGAGACUGCAGGUAACGAAGGAAAAGGGGCCCCAGUGUUCACUGGGGAGGUGGACUGCACAUAUUUCUUCACUUGGGAUACUAAAUACGCCUGUGUUCGGGAAAAGGAAGACCUCCUUUGCAGAGUUGCUGAUAAGAAGAAACUAUAUGAUUUGUCACCUCUGAUUCGCAGUUCAGAGUCAGCGCAGAAUUGGGAAGCUGUGGACAGCAGUCCCGUCGAAGCAGACAAGAAACACUUUUUCAUCAAUGUCUGUCAUAAAGUACUUCAGAAAGGAGCAGCUAUUGUCUGCCCAGAUGAUGCAGCUGUUUGCUCUGUUGAUAAAAAUAACAAGCCUAAAAAUCUAGGAACGUUCAUGUCUUCUCCCAAAAAAGUUGGAGAGAGGAUUCAGCUUACUUAUUCGAAGGGAGACAGCUGUGGGAAAAACAAGAUGAUCAAAACUGUCAUAACCCUUGUGUGCAAACCAGGUGACCUAGAAAGUGCUCCUGUCUUUAACUUGGAGAGCGGCGAGUGUUUGUAUGUGUUUGAGUGGUAUACAGCUGCUGCCUGUGUCCUGUCUAAAACUGAAGGAGACAACUGCAGAGUCUCGGAUGCUCAGGCAGAGUUUUCUUUUGACUUGUCACCUUUAACCAAGAAAAGUGGCAGCUAUAUCGUUAACACAGCCGAUUAUGAUUUCUACAUAAAUAUUUGUGGCAGUGUGUCAGAGGAACUUUGUCAGCCAAAAUCAGCAGCAGCAUGUCAAGUAUCAAAAAACAAGGAACAUACCUGGAGUCUAGGAGAACCCAGUUCCAAACUUUCCUAUUACGAUGGAAUGAUUCAGUUGACCUACAAAAAUGGUACAACCUACAACAAUGAGAAGAAAACACAGCGAUCUACCCUUAUAACUUUCCUUUGUGAUUAUGAAGCUGGAAUAGGUCAGCCUGAAUACCAGGUAGAAGACAAUUACACAUACAACUUUAAAUGGUACACUAAAUAUGCCUGUCCAGAGAUGCCAUUGGAAUGUGUUGUGACUGAUCCCAACACCAUGGAACAGUAUGAUUUAUCAAGUUUAUCAAAAUCCGAAGACCGAGGAGAAAACUGGUAUGCCAUGGACAACUCUGAACCAAAUGAGCACAAGAAGUAUUACAUAAAUGUCUGCCGCCCUCUGGUUCCUGUUCCCGGGUGUGAUCGAUAUGCCUCAGGCUGUCAGAUGAAGUAUGAAAAAGAUCAUGAUUCCUUUUCUGAAACCACUUCCAUUAGUAACCUGGGGGUUGCUAGCAAAGGCCUAGUAAUUGAAGGACAUGGUCGAGUCCUCCUAACCUACACAAAUGGUUCUGUGUGCAUCAGUGCUGAUGGGAAGAGGACCUCCUAUACAACCAUAAUUCAUUUUACGUGCUCCAAAGGCACUCUUAGUAGCAGCCCCAGGUUUAUUGAUAAUCGAGAAUGUGUUGUCACCUUUCUGUGGGAAACGGAAGCUGCUUGUCCAGUCACAACAACAAAAGAUGAAACUCAGUCCUGCUCUGUGAGAGAUCCAAACAGUGGCUUUUUGUUCAACUUGCAACCACUAGCUUCAGAAAAAGGCUAUAUAACCAGUGGAAUUGGGAAGACAUUUAUGCUAAAUAUUUGUGGACCAGCACCGGAUUGUGGUACUAUUCACGGAAAACCAGCUGGUGGAUGUGAAGUAGAAGAUCUGAUAUCAGUGAGGAUAGUGGAAUUGGACAAAACCCUCUCUCUGUCCCCAGAAGGAUUUCUAACUCUUACCUACAGAGGCAAUUUUGAGGUAAAAUCAGGAGCAUCAGACACUUUUACAGUGACUUUCAUCUGUAAUGACUCAUACCCUGGAGAACUUAAAUUUGUGGAGGAAGAAAUAAACAGUGCACUGGGAAUUCAUAAUACGUUCUUUGAGUUUCAUACAGCCUUAGCCUGUGCCCCUGCUCCAGUAGACUGCCAGGUUACUGACUCAGCUGGCAAUGAAUAUGAUCUAAGUGACUUGAGCAAGGAGGGAGAGCCCUGGAUUGCUGUAGAUACUUCAAAAGAUGCAAAAACAAGAACUUUCUAUUUGAAUGUUUGCAAGCCUCUACCUUAUGUGCCCGGAUGCCCUGGUGGUGCAAUAGGAUCUUGUGUGAAAUCUGCUGAUAAAGGCCAGAACCUUGGUGUUAUUCAGAUAAGUCCUCAAGCUGCUACCGAUGGGUCUCUUAGUAUUACUUACUUGAAUGGUGACACAUGCAAAGAUAAACAGCGCUAUUCUACACGUAUCCUCUUUGAGUGUGAUCAAACCCUAGGGUCACCUGUGUUUCAGCAUGAGGAUGAUUGUGAAUUUGUGUUUAUAUGGAGAACCCUGGCAGCCUGUCCUGUCCACAAAGCAGAAGGAGAUAACUGUCAAGUUAAAGAUCCAAGGUACAGCUUUGUGUAUGAUCUGAGGCCUCUUUCUGGGAAGGAGAAGAAAGUGAGUACAGAUGAAUAUGACUACUAUUUCAGAGUCUGUGAGAGAAUAACGGAAGCAUGCCGUCAGCCAAAUCAUCAGAACAAUGUGUCGUCAUGCCAAGUAAAGAAGCAAGACCCGACUCUUAGAAAAGUAGCAGGUUUGUAUACUGAGAAGCUGACUUUUGAAAAUGGAUUAAUAAAAAUCAACUAUACCAGUGGAGAGAAAUGCCACAAAAUAUAUGAACGCUCAACUGCCAUAUUUUUUUAUUGUGAUCACAACACUCUGGAGCCAGUGUUUCUAAAAGAAACUCCCGAUUGCACCUACCUGUUUGAAUGGCACACCCCAUAUGCCUGUCCACCCUUCCGAUCUAUAGAAUGCUCCUACAAAGACAACAAAGGAAACUCAUUUGAUCUUUCACCUCUGACACGGCGUAGAGAAAACUGGGAAGCUAUUCCAAUGUCUGGCUCAACACAAAAAUACUAUAUUAAUGUCUGCCAGUCCUUAGUGCUACAUGCAGGUGCAGGGUCUUGUCCGUCAGAUGCGGCUGCCUGCUUAGUGGAUGGUUCCAAAUAUAUAAAUCUAGGUGAGGUUGCUGACGGACCACAAUGGGAAAAUGGCAUUUCUAUUCUAAAGUACAUAAAUGGGGAGCCAUGUCCAGACAAAAUUCGCAAGAGGACAACAAUAUUACGCCUCAAGUGUGAUGAAAGCAGAGUUGAGUCUAAGCCAGAAUUAGUAACUGCUAUUGAAGAAUGUGAAUAUACUUUCUUAUGGUUCACUGCUGCUGCAUGUCCUCUGAAAAGAAAUAUGCAAAAUGACUGCAGAGUAACCAACCCUGCUACAGGCCAUCUCUUUGACCUAAAUUCUUUAAAGAGAGAGUCUGGCUACACUAUCUAUGACAGCAAGAGAAGUAGAACACUUAAGUUAAGUGUUUGUAACGAAGCUAAAAGCCCAUGUGGUAGUGGGGUUGGUGCCUGCAUCAUUGGUGAUCAGAAGCCAAUUAAUGCUGGAAGACUGAGCAAAAUGUUGAUUUAUGAGGAUCAGCUGUUGAAACUUGUCUACUCUGGGGGAGAUCCCUGUCCUGCAAACUCUGAAUUGAAACACACAAGCUAUUUUAGCUUUGUGUGCAAGUCUGAUGCUGGAACUGGUAGCCAACCUGUGCUUUUGUCCUUUGAUGAGAGGACAUGCACCCAUUACUUUUCUUGGCAUACUUCUUUAGCUUGUGAGGCGGAGGUGAAAUGCUCCGUGAUGAAUGGCAGCUCAGUUAUUGACCUCUCCCCUCUGAUUCAUCGAACUGGUUAUUAUGAGGCAUUUGAUGAUGAUGAUUUAACUGACCUCACUCCAGAUUUCUAUAUUAACAUCUGUGAGCCUCUGAAUCCAAUCACAGAUGUCAACUGCCCACCUGGAGCGGCUGUCUGCAUGGUUCCUGUUAAUGGACCCCCCAUAGAUAUUGGUCACAUCACUGAACCUCCAAAAAUAAAUCCCGCUGUAAAUGAAGUUUAUAUCACUUUUAACAGUACAACUCCUUGUGAAGGAGACAAAAUGUUCAACUACAACUCUCUUAUUGUAUUCCACUGUAAAAGAGGAACAAAUCUGGGCAAGCCAAACAUGAUACGAAAAUCUGACUGCAGUUUCGUGUUCGAGUGGGGUACUCCUCUAGUGUGUCCGGAUAAAGUGGACAUGCUGGGCUGCUCUGUGACUGAUGAGCAGUUAAACUACACUUUUAACUUGUCCAGCCUUUCUGGACACUCAUAUAAGGUAUCUUCUGGAUCCAACAGUUACCAUGUUGGGGUGUGUGCUGAAGCAGAUGUGCCCCGGGGAAAAUGCAGAGAUGGGGCAGUGUGCCUGGUCUCUGAAAAUAGUGUCACUUCAUUUGGAACCCUAAAGGAAAUGAAAAUGGAUUACAGGCAUCAGGAUGAAACUGUCAUUCUGCAGUAUACCGGGGGUGAUCGGUGCCCUCCAGUGACUGAAAAAGGUGAGCUUUGCGUAUUCCCCUUCAAAUACAAAGGCCAGAGCUAUGAGGACUGUAUUGUGGACGAAGAAAAACGGCGAUGGUGUGCCACAACUAAGGACUAUGACAAAGAUGGAAAAGGGGGAUUUUGUGGAAAUGCAACUGGGAAUCGAGAAGCUACUAUUAUUUUCAAGUGCGAUGACAAUGCUGGGAAUGGGAACCCUCAGCUCCUGAGCGAGACACUUGGCUGUGCUGUGACCUUUGAAUGGAAAACACAGUUUCUUUGUCCUCCAAAGAAGAUGGAGUGCAAGUUCAUCCAAAAGCACAAAACCUAUGAUUUAAGAGUGCUCUCCUCACUGACAGGAUCAUGGCUUUUUAAUUACAACGGGAUUGCGUAUUACAUGAAUCUGUGUCGGAGAGUAAACAAUGGACCCACAGGCUGCCCUGAAAGAGCUGCUAUUUGCAGCAAAAGCCGAAAUGGAGAUGUUCGGGUUCUGGGAGUUGUACAUACGCAGAAGCUGGAUGUGACAGAUGAUAAAGUCCUUGUUAGUUACUCAGGUGGACAUGAAUGUAGAAAAAACAAGAAAGCAACAACUAUUAUAGAACUGAAAUGUGCAAAAACAGUUGGUGAGCCCAUGCUACAUAGGAUUGAUGAAGAAAACUGUACAUACUACAUCACAUGGGGAACUCGAGCAGCUUGUGCUGUGAAGCAGCAAGAAGUGGAGAUAGUGAAUGGGAUGGUUAUUAAUCCUACAACGGGGAACAAUUUCAGCCUGGGUGACCUUUAUUACACAUUAUACACCGCAUCUGGUGAUAUACGGACAAAUGGUGACAAAUACGUGUAUAAAAUCCAACUUUCUGGUAUAACAGACUCUGCACACCCACAGUGCUCUGGAGCCAACGUAUGCCAGAUUAAAACUACAAGUACCUAUGUUAGGAAAGUUGGCUCUUCUGCUAAAGCUAAAUAUUAUGUUCAAGAUGAUGACUUGGAUGUUAUGUUUUCAUCUGGUUCAGCCUGUGGUAAAGAUAAAUCAAAGUUCGCCUCUUCAACGAUUUUAUUCCACUGCAGUUUACAAGCAAAGGAAGGCAUCCCAGAAUUCCUUCAUGAGACCGCGGACUGCCAAUACUUGUUUACCUGGUACACAUCUGCAGUCUGUCCAUUAGGAAGUUCUGAGAGCAAAGAGGGCCAGGGAGUGCAAAUUUUCAAAGGCCUUUCGGGAAGAAGCCAAGCUGUUGGGGCUGUGCUGAGUGUCCUCCUGGUUGUUCUCACAGCGUGUCUGUUGAUCUUGUUGCUUUACAAAAAAGAGAGGAGAGAAACUGUGAUACACAAGAUAACCAACUGCUGCAGAAGAACAUCAAACGUUUCCUAUAAAUAUACAAAGAUAAACACUGAAGAAGAAGCUAACGAGAAUGAAACGGAGUGGCUUAUGGAGGAAAUUGCAGCACCAAAUCAGAGACCAGGAAAAGGAGGACAAGAAAAUGGUCACAUCACUACCACAUCUGUUAAAUCAGAAGCCUUGACAUCUCUCCACGUGGAUGACCUGGACAGUGAGGAUGAAGUUCUAACUAUUCCAGAUGUGAAGAUUCAGUCAACUAGAGGGGUGCAAUCCAGAGGCUCAGACCAGAACAGACACCAGCAAAAGCAGCCAUUUAGCCUUGGAAGUGAUGCCAAGACCAACUUGCUGAAUGGAGGGAAGGAAAGGAAAGCAAAACCUAACCCAGGCCAACGGAAGACACAGAAUUCUACGAAUACCCUAUCGUUCCACGAUGAUAGCGAUGAGGACUUGUUGAAUGUUUAAAUAGCCCCUCUUGUGCCUAAUUAAAUAAAUAUAGAUAUAUAUAUAGUGGGACAACAAAACACUUCCAACCAAAUAUGAAGACUUUAGCCUGAGAUUUCUUCUGAAUUUUGCCUUUAACAAGAAAACAUUCAAAAGGGAAGGGAAAAAAAAGAUCAAUCCUGGUUGUUUACAAUGAUCUGUUCAGUAAUGACUGGACUUCCAGCAUCCAGUUGGCUGAGUCAUGUUGGUGUUCGUUUUCUCUUUCUCUCUUCUUUUUCCCCCUCUCCCCAGGAUCUUCUCUUUUUAAACCUUCAGCACAGGCACGACAUGUUACAAAAUUGUUUCAAAGUACAGGAUUAAAUCUGAAUUUUUCCCGUCACUUGAGAUUCAAGAUAUUUGACUGCUAGCAUUUUAAUUCUCUCCUUGUAUUUAUUGACUCUCACUACUCAGGUUUGCUGAAUAAAAGCAACGUGUUCUUCCUGCCGGCAGGGUAUUAUUCUAUAGAUUCACCCAUCAUAUGAGAAGGAAAAUAAAAGUAACUUUUUGUUUGGGGUGGUUUGAUGUAAAUGUUGGAACUGGUCUAAUUUAUCCUGUAAAUUUGAAUAUUCCAUUCUAAUUUAAACACUUAAUUGAUUGAAAACCAUUUACCGAGAGGUACAACUCUGUUAGCUUUAGUCUGAAAUGGUGGUUGGUCUUUGCAUGAUAUUUUUGGUACUGGUCACAUGACAUAUUUCAUCGGUAUUUACUUAAACAGCUGACAGGCACCCAAAUAUUUCCCUUGAGUGCAGAUGGGACUAGAAUUUGUGCAUGCCCAGACAUAACUGGAUUGUUCAAGGUCAUGGGUGCAGAAUUCCUAGAAUGCCAUAUUCACAGCUCUGUCAUCUUAAAAAGCCCAAGACCUAGAGAAGCCUUAAUUUGCAAAACAGGUAUCGUUUUUGGUACUAACUGCAUAAAAUAUGGUGGGUCAAUGGUCACUGAAUUAGUGUUGCCAGAACUUAAUGGAGGUGGUGUCAGUCUUCCUGUAGCAGUCUACUCCUCUCAGUGUUUUCUGAAUUAUCUUAUGGGCGAUAAUAUGGUUUCAUAUACAUGUACGGGUGUGUGUUGGUCAGAAUUUUUGAAACUCUUCCUUGUACCUUUUUGGUUCGCUUAUUUGGUUUCAACACUGGUUUCUUCAUUUUAUAAAACGUUUUCCAUUUUGAAUCAAAUUUAGUGUAAUAUAAACUAUUCAGCAAUUUCAAUAAAAUAAAUGAAAUGGAUGUUUCAAAUGAUUCCCAUAUGUAUUAAAAUAAGAGCUGAAAUUUU
This is a messenger RNA of Caretta caretta (loggerhead turtle), 8813 nucleotides long. It is a transcript of the gene IGF2R, whose product is annotated as insulin like growth factor 2 receptor. The record is from RefSeq and is a predicted model, not a curated record. Lineage: Eukaryota; Metazoa; Chordata; Testudines; Cheloniidae. Gene Ontology annotation, cellular component: trans-Golgi network; late endosome; plasma membrane. Gene Ontology annotation, biological process: lysosomal transport. Gene Ontology annotation, molecular function: D-mannose binding; insulin-like growth factor binding; signaling receptor activity.